UAAAAGAAGGCUAGAAAAUGAAUAAGAAGAAAAACAGUUUGUUCAGGAAAGAGGAAUCACCUUUCGAUUUCGGUCUGAAUGUUUAUUCCAUGUUUGGACAUUUGAAUAGAGAAUUCCAGUUCUGAUAAAAGGAGGGAUGUAUAGUGAUGCUGAGGCCGAAUCUGAAUCUGAACGCAACAGAAUGAGUUGUGGCGCCGAUGAAGAAGAACAAGGUUCCUUCAAGAGCUUGGCCAAGCAAACGGAGCAGAGUUACCAGUUGCAGCUCGCACUUGCCCUUCGUCUCUCUUCUCAUGCUUCUUCUUCGUCCGAUCACUCUUCGUCUCUGACUCAGACAUUAUCACACCGUUUUUGGGUGGAUGGUUGUUUGCAAUACACUGACAAAAUUUUAGAUGGCUUUUACUUAAUCCAUGGGAUGGAUGCAUAUACAUGGACUCUAAGUACUGAUUUGCAGAAUGUUGGUAUUAUUCCAUCAUUUGAAUCACUCAUGUCAGUUGAACCCAGUGACGACUCGUCAAUUGUUGUGGUUGCUGUUGAUAAAUCUAGAGAUCCUGGUUUGAGAGAACUGCAAAACAGGGUAGCAAGUCUUUCAAAUAACUGGAUUACCACUAAAGAUGCAACUGAUCAGCUUGCAAGUCUUAUUUGCAAUAGGAUGGGGGGAGGGUCUUUAACUGAGGAAAAUUUAGCUAUACGCUGGAAGGAAUGCACCCAACUUCUUAAAAGCUGCCUGCACUCUGUCAUUCUUCCAAUUGGAAGCUUACCCAUUGGCCUUUGUGUCCAUCGAGCGUUGCUGUUUAAAGUGUUGGCUGACUUAAUCAAUCUACCAUGCCGUAUUGCAAAGGGCUGCAAGUAUUGCAGAAAUGACGUGGGAGCGUCAUGCAUAGUUCAAUUUGGUUCUGACAGGACUAAAGGAUGGGGCAGACGAUUGGUUUCAAAUAUAAGAGUCUCCAUCCCCCUCUCAACCCAUCUCCCCCACCCUUGCAAGUUUAUCAUUGUCGUACUUGUCUUGUACUGUUGGCACCUGACCAACAACAUCACAAAGCCUCCUCUGGUGUCAAUAGGGAUGGCAAUGAGGGAGUAUAUGAUUGAUUUAAUUGGAAGGCCUGGGGCAACAUGUCAACCUGAUUCUUUUCUGAAUUCUGCUUCUUCAAUGUUGGUUGCUUCACCAUUAUGUCAUCCAAAGUUCAAGCCAGUUGAAACAGCUGAAUAUACAAAGACACUUGCUCAAUUGUAUUUCUUGGACAGUCAAGCGCUGCAUCUUGUAUUUGAUAGUACAUCAGGACCUGCUGUUAAUCACAGUGACAAAAUGGAUCUGCAGCGAACCGAAGCUUUGGGUGCAAAUUAUGCUGGUGGAAACAGCCAUCUGAUUGCUUUGAUUCCUGGUGCAGAGGAGUAUGAAUAUUUCAAUGAAGUAGACCAGACAGUCUUGGAUUAUCCAAGUCAUGAAGUUGAUCUUGACGAGGAGGAUCUGGAUAUUCCUUGGAGUGAACUUAUUUUGAAGGAGAACAUUGGGACAGGGUCAUUUGGAACUGUCCUUCGUGCAGACUGGCGUGGUUCCGAUGUUGCAGUGAAAAUUCUUAAAGUGCAAGGUUUUGAUCCUGGGCGAUUUGAAGAAUUUCUAAAGGAGGUCUCACUCAUGAAGCGCCUACGACAUCCAAAUAUUGUACUCUUGAUGGGUGCAGUUAUUCAACCCCCUAAGUUAUCAAUUGUAACAGAGUAUUUAUCUAGAGGCAGUUUGUAUGAACUUCUGCACAUGCCCAAUGUUGGAUCAUCACUUAGUGAGAGGUGUCGCUUAAAAAUGGCUUAUGAUGUGGCAAGCGGAAUGAAUUAUCUUCAUCAAAUGAGACCCCCCAUUGUGCAUAGAGAUUUGAAGUCUCCAAAUCUUUUGGUUGAUGAUUCAUACACUGUUAAGGUAUGUGACUUUGGUCUUUCACGCACAAAGGCAAACACAUUUCUUUCUUCUAAAACCGCAGCUGGGACUCCUGAAUGGAUGGCACCCGAAGUCAUCAGAGGAGAACUGUCAAACGAAAAGUGUGAUGUAUUCAGCUUUGGUGUAAUUUUGUGGGAACUAGUCACCCUGCAACAACCAUGGAGACAUUUAAAUCCUUCACAGGUUGUUGCGGCUGUUGGUUUUAUGGACAAAAGGCUAGAUAUUCCAAGGCAUGUGAAUCCUGAAGUUGCAGCCUUGAUUGAGCUCUCCUGGGCCACGGAACCCUGGAGACGGCCUUCUUUCUCCUAUAUUAUGAAAUGUUUGCAGCAAAUAAUUACUGAUGCUAGAGGGUGAACAAGUUCAUACCUCAUAUUUAUAGUCUUCAGCCUAUAUAUACAGAGGAGAAACAGCAAUAUUGAACAAGAAAAUAAAUGGCAUUGCAAUUCAUUCAGGCUCAGCGGUCUCAUCAGAACUACUAAUGCAAACGUAUUUGCCUUGAUUGGAUAUUUAAGAAAUUCUCACAGUUGGGGGCAAUGGCGCAGCUUAAAUAUCUAAAGAUUUUCUGUUAGAAAUUUUGUGAAUAGGGAAGUGAAUUCUAUGUUUAUUAUUGUAAUCACUGCAAUAGUUUUUAUUUACUACUCUAAUUAUAAAUAAGACUCUCAGCUGUGUAAUUGAGACAUGGAUUUCACAAGUUUCUUGCUUUUUAUCGUGCUCAAAAGAGCCUAAAUGAUAGGUUACCCAAUCUUGAAUACUCAAAAACUACCCUUACGCUGCUCUAGUUAUGCUAAAAUAUAUACCUCAAAUGUGCUCAUGGCAUAUCAGA
This is a messenger RNA of Vigna radiata var. radiata (mung bean), 2750 nucleotides long. RefSeq names its product serine/threonine-protein kinase CTR1. The transcript has 18 exons. Gene Ontology annotation, biological process: protein phosphorylation. The record is from RefSeq and is a predicted model, not a curated record. The coding region runs from base 137 to 2281 and encodes 714 amino acids. Gene Ontology annotation, molecular function: ATP binding; protein kinase activity. Lineage: Eukaryota; Viridiplantae; Streptophyta; Magnoliopsida; Fabales; Fabaceae.